AUGACUGAAGGCUCACUCACUCUACCAGACGGCCUUGAGCUGUAUACUAAGACAUGGUCGGUAUGUGCGCUGAUAUUCCCUACUUACGUUCCAUGGUUAAUCCAGUACCAGCCCAACGGAACACCACGGGCUACCAUAGCUUUCAUCCACGGCUUCAGUGACCACUGCAAUGCUUAUCAUGAUCUAUUCCCAAACUUGGCAUCGGCUGGAAUCGAAAUCAAGUCUUUCGACCAACGGUAUAACCCCCUAUUGACAAUAAACAGUGGCUGGGGCCGAAGUGUUAAAGAGCCCCGCGAUCGGGGCAACACGGGCCCGACCUCCCAAGUGCUCGCGGAGAUUCACAUCUUCUUGCAGAGUCUGCCCCUAUCCGACAUCCCGCUCUUCUUGAUGGGUCACAGCAUGGGCGGUGGACAAGUUCUCAACUACAUCUUCCAUCCGGACUCGCCCUACCAAUCCAGUCCCCCAAAGUUCGCAGGCGUGCUUCUGUACUCCCCUCUGAUUGCCAUUCAUCCCUCUUCCCGUCCAUCAAAGGUAACGGUUGCGGCGGGAAGAGUCGUCGCAAGGCUGAUCCCGCAUAAGCAGCGAUACUCCGCGCUGGAUGCGAACCUGAUCUCUCGUGACCCAGCUAUUGUGGAGUACUUCAGGAAUGAUGAUUUGUGUCAUGAUACAGGCACUUUUGCGGGCUUGGCUGGCAUGUUGGAUCGUGGGAUCUGGCUAGAGAGUAUGUUUGCGGGUGAUUGGGCUAAGUCUGAGUUGCCCUUCUGGUUCGGGCAUGGUAAUGGGGAUCACAUUACUAGCUACGAUGCGACGAAGGACUUUGUUCGCGGUUUGCAGAAGAAUGGGGGAGACGUGACUUUCGAGACUUAUGAGGGUGCUUAUCAUAAGCUGAGUGCUGAUCUGCCAGAAACGAGCACCAAGUUCGCUGAAAAUGUGAGGGAUUGGGUGCUUGGUCAGGUAUCGCAAACCGAGACUUCGGGCAGUCAGAACGAGACUGCGGUGAAGUCGAACGUUCCUCGCGAUGGUUCUGUACCGGAAGCCAAAGAGACGAAGUUGUGA
Molecule: messenger RNA, 1056 nt
Organism: Penicillium salamii
Lineage: Eukaryota; Fungi; Ascomycota; Eurotiomycetes; Eurotiales; Aspergillaceae
Source: the annotation of a GenBank genome assembly